AUGACGGCCUCUAGAACUGAUUUGUUGCAGUGGCUCAACGAGCUCUUGCAAAUCAACUACACCAAAGUCGAGCAAUGUGGCAGCGGAGGCGCGUACUGCCAAAUUCUCGACUCAAUCUACGGCGAUCUACCUAUGAUCAGAGUCAAAAUGAACGCGAAACACGAAUACGAAUACGUAGCGAACUACAAAGUCAUGCAGAACGUAUUCAAGGCAAAGAAGAUCGACAAGCCAAUCCCCGUAGAGAAGCUGGUAAAAUGCAAAAUGCAGGAUAACCUCGAAUUCCUCCAAUGGAUGAAACGGUUUUGGGACCAAAAUUACGGCGGUCAAGGGUAUGAUGCAGUCGCCCGACGGAAGGGCGUAGCCUUGGAGGCACCCGCCACUGUCGCCCCCAUCGCCACCUCAAGGAGCACUACAAACCCCGGACUGGCUGCCGCUGCUGGUAGGGCCGGUGGGAGGACACCCGUUAGCGGUUACCGAUCCGGUUCUGCCCAACCAAACGAGGCCGUACAGGCACUCCAGGCGCAGCUGAAGGAAAUGUCGACGCAUCUAGAAGGGCUCGAGAAGGAGCGGGAUUUUUACUUUGAGAAGCUACGAGAUAUCGAGAUCCUCGUCCAGCAACAGGUGGAGGCCCUAGAAGCCGAAGGGAAGCCUGACGACGCGACGUUGAAGGACAUCCAAAAGAUUCUCUACUCGACCGAGGAGGGCUUUGAAGUUCCUGAAGGAACUGCCGUCGACGAGGAGGAAACUUUCUGAUGCGAAUCCUCGUCUUCACAUCUUGGCCAUGCUGUUCUUUAGUCGAUAUCGAUACCAUAGCAUUUCAUACAUCAAUUACUCCACUCCUUAGUACCUUCUUCCUCAUCUACCAGCUGUUCUCAGGUGCAACCAAUAAAAAGUAAUCAACGGCUCCGGGCUGGGGCCGCCCCGC
Molecule: messenger RNA, 925 nt
Organism: Laccaria bicolor S238N-H82
Lineage: Eukaryota; Fungi; Basidiomycota; Agaricomycetes; Agaricales; Hydnangiaceae
Product: microtubule binding protein
Exons: 6
Coding region: 1-753 (250 amino acids)
Biological process (GO): regulation of microtubule polymerization or depolymerization; protein localization to microtubule plus-end; spindle assembly
Cellular component (GO): cytoplasmic microtubule; microtubule plus-end; spindle midzone
Molecular function (GO): microtubule plus-end binding
Source: RefSeq, a predicted model, not a curated record